AUGAAGGACAGAUUUUUGAAGCGGCUGCUCAACCAUUUGAAGGUUGACCUGAGCAACCUUUCCGUGCGGUACGAGGACGAUAUCAACGUCGUGCAGCCCAACCCGUUUGUGUGCGGGAUGGCCUUAGGCUCGCUCACCUUCGGGAAGGCUGACAUAGAUGGCCUCCCAGUCACGGCAUCGCGCAGCCCAGCUUCGACGAAGAAGAUGAGCAGCCAGAAGGUGAAAGACGAGCCGAGCACCCCGAUUGGAGGAUUAGACACUUUGCGCCAUCAAGAACUCGAGGUCCGGCAACUCUACGUAUUCUGGGACACAGACGGAGUCACGUCUUAUCAAGGGAGCCUUGACGCAGGCUGCGCCGUGGACAAGUUCCGCAUGGCGCGCUUGCGAGAGCGGCUGAAGCUGGCAGUCGUGGGCAAACUGGAGGAGAAGUUCCGGCACUGUCCCACGAAGAGAUCGCUUCUGCGGGGGCCGAUGUUUCGAGAAAGGUUUGAUGAUCAUGUGUAUGUUCUGUUCCCCGUGACCGCCAAAUUGACAAUUACACGGAGAGGAGGGCCUGGCUUCGAGCCUCCGUCGAGCGUCGAGGCGCUGGUGCAGCCAGUUCAGCUCGCAGUCGACAACAGACAGGUGGAGAGCUUCAAUAGGAUCAUCACGCACGUGCACGACUGGUUCAGAAAUUCUUCGAUGUCUUGCACGAAGCCUCCCUAUGGCAUCCUGGAGCUGCGAUGCCACCUUUCCGACGCGGAUCACCGCGAGCACGUGCGGUGGUGGUGGCGGCAUUGUGUGCGCGUGAUCCAGGUGAAGCUCAACAUGAAGCCAGGCCAGUUCGGUACGAACUUUAAGGCCGAUCUGGCGAAGCCGCUGGAAGACGAGUACCUCAACCUGAUGAUCCGGGACGACUUCGGGGACGAGCUCAAGCGGAAGCUGAAGCUCUUCGACCACGACCAGAAGAGGUGCCUGGACAUCCAGGUGGUCCUGCCAGUCCUGACGAUCCUUCGGCUUCGGCUCUCGGCGAAGCGCAGGGGCCCCUGCCGCGGGAACUGCGGGCACAUGGUCACCUGGCACGCCACCCACUGCUGCACCGAGUGCGCCAGGAACCCGGGGCACCACGACGACACUUGCGACCGCAGGCAGGUCAGUCACCCGCUGCUCCGGCGGUGCAAAGAGUGCAUACGAGCCGCCAGGCCGAAGCGAGAAGAAGAGUCGGGCAGGAUGGAAGACGACGAUAUCCUCCUCACUGUGGACGAGGAGGACGAGGACGUUGAUGGCUCGAGCGAGGCUGGACAGGACUCGCCCAAGCGUCGAAUCUGGGGGAUCUCUCCGAGCGCCUCGUCCACAAGCCGAUCGUUUGGUUACCAGUCAGACAGUAUCGAAGUCGGGCACAGAGGCGACGACGCCACGGACAACGACGUCACGCUCCAUGUGGCCAUUCAGGUGGAAUCCGUGGAGGUGUUCGUGAUGAUGUACUCGUUCUGGGGCACGCUGUUUUCCUGCGUGCACUUCAAGCCACCGUCGCCCGACAGCCCGCGCACGAUCUCCCGGCGCCCCUUUGCGGGCCUGGAGCGCCUGGCGCCCAGGAUCACCCGGACCACCAGCCAGCAGCA
Prorocentrum cordatum is the source of this 1601-nucleotide messenger RNA. The record is from the annotation of a GenBank genome assembly. Lineage: Eukaryota; Dinophyceae; Prorocentrales; Prorocentraceae.